Messenger RNA from Entrophospora candida, 885 nucleotides. NCBI's taxonomy places the organism in Eukaryota, Fungi, Glomeromycota, Glomeromycetes, Entrophosporales, Entrophosporaceae. The record is from the annotation of a GenBank genome assembly.
AUGGUACCACUUGAUAUGACAAUAAACGAAUGUAUUGUAUUAACACAUUUAACUGCUGCUGCAAUUUAUGUUAACAAAACUGCAUUACAAGGAUUUUUAUUAUGGCGACUAAGAAAUAUUGGAGAUGAUGAUUAUAAAAAAAAUGAUUUAUGUAUUGGCACCUUUGCUCAAUUUUUUAAAUUAACACCAGAAGCGUUUUAUGAUGAAAAAGAAAAGGCCUAUUAUUGUAGUCAGGGAGUUGAUAUGGCUAGGACUCCAGUAUUAGGAUUCUUAUUAACUGAUUUACUAAUUGAUAUUUAUGUGACACUUCGCUUUACGCAAAUUUUAAACAAGGCAAAUGAAACUGAAUCACUUAUGGUAGGCGGAACAAAAGGAAGAAAAAUAAGUUAUAUAGUAUCUGGAAUCUAUAGAGAAAACGGGGAAAAGUUGUCCUUUUAUAUAAACAAUACACAGUUAUUACUUCUAAUAGGAUUGUCAUAUGCAAUAACUGUUGAUGCGGAGAUAGUGAGAAUGAUUGAAGGUAAAAAAAAACCAUCACCAAUCAAUUAUAAAUCAUUCAAAAAUACAUCACGACGACCUGCUAGAAAUGUACACGAUAGCUUAAUAGUAAAUGAAGGUGAAACAAAAGAACUUUCUGUCAAUAUUACUAGUAUAAAUAUAAUUAAUCAAGACGAUCGAGGGAUAGUAAAUGAAAGUGAAACAAAAAAACUUUCUGUCAAGAUUACUAAUAAUGAUGCUAUAAUUAAUCGAGGGAUAAUAAAUGAAGGUGAAACAAAAGAACUUUCUGUCAAUAUUACUAAUAAUGACGCUAUAAUUAAUCAGGACGAUCGAGGGAUAGUAAAUGAAGGUGAAACAAAAGAAUCUUCUGUCAAUAUUACUAUAUAG